AUGUUUCCCUUUCGAAGCCGAGGGGCCCGGCUUCUUUCGCCUAGUGUACAGUCCCUAUUACGAAAAGCCGUUUCGCCCAUAGCCCCAGUCCGUACCGCGCGCAGCCGCCUCUACUCGUCGUUGCAGAACCAUCCACGCUCGGACGAGGUCGAAAAAUCCGAGGCGCUCUCUGAAAGUGCUUCGAACCUUGAACCUGGUGAAAAUGGCAAGAAACCCGCGAUACCCCUUCCCAGAGGCGACGAGAGACAGCUCCACGAGGUGAUGCAAUCCAUCAGAGAAUGGUGUGUUGAGAUGGGAUACAACCCUACCGAUUUGAGGCAGUAUUCCAAUGUCCAAGACGCCAUCGAUGCUAAAAUAGCUUUGGGUCCUUACUUCCAACGUUUCCUCCAUUGUUUACGGGAUUGCCCUAUUGAUCGGGAUUUGGCAUUGCAGGUCUUGCGGAACAAGAUAGGAAAGCCAAACAAUCAGUCCGGGAAGGAGAUUGAAAUACAACUCAACAAAACUUUGACAGACAAGCUCAUAAGAAACCUAUUACGCCGUAUAGCAAGAGAUGGUUUGGUCACUCCAACUGAGGUGAUGCAACUGCGGGAGGAGCUGAACAUAGCGCCCGGCGCACACGGCAUAGCUGGCAUUGGAGGAAAACUGAUGCCUGAUAUAGUACACGGCGAGCUCAGACAAGCCUGGGAGUGGUUGCUGCUGAAGCUAGCGGCGAAUUCGAAGAAUAAGGAGUGGCCAAAGGCUGGAACCUCGCCCGAUAUAUGUCGACACGGGCCUUCUCCGGAUGCUUCCAACGACGAAGUGCAGCGCUUAACAAAGGCGCUUGGCGUUCUCAAAGGCGCUAUGGGCGCAGACAAAGAUGUUGCCACGGCGGCAGCAACCGCCAAUUCCAAGAACAGUGCGGUGGUUAUGGACUCGAGUAAGGCGGCGACGCCUAACCAGCCCUUGACAAAGCCAACGGAGGACGGUGGGAGCAUCACCAAGAAGGCGCCUGUAAGCCCGCUCCAGCCAUCGAAAACCCUUACUAGGUCGGAAGCUGCGGCGUUUAAAGACCUACAAGGCACCGGGGGCAAGGAUGGGCAUUCUGACACACCAAGACAGCGGACCGUGGUAAACAAGAAAAAAGGAAAGUCCUACAGUAUACACUAUGUCAAAGCCAACGACUUGGUGCUUAAACCAAUAAAAAAGCCACAGCCGCCGGUACCAGGGGUGGAGUAUGGGUUGGACCGAGUGCUCUUCAACCCGGGAGUCUAUCACUUGCAGUGCCCGAGGACGAAGGUAUAUAAUUUUGACCCUUACCUGGCUAAGAUCAUGCCUAUUGAGGAGUUUGACUUCAGUGCCCUCAAGCGGUACGUGACCUCGUCCAAGGAUCAGACACUUAUCCAGAUGGCUUCGAGUCUCGGCAAGAAAUACACGGGAUCUACGUCGAGCAUGACGGCGUCCCUAGCCCACUUUCAUUACCUCAUCUCGGGCUGGCGGCCCAUCACCACCAAGAGCCUCACCAGAGAGACGCCGGUUGAAUCCAAUAACUUCACCCGGAUAAUGCGCGGCCCCGCGGCAGCGUUUCUACAUUACAAGGAUGGCGCCUAUGCUAUCGACGCGGAUAAAGAGUUCGACAAGAGUACUAUACUGAGCUUGCUCGGCAAGUCUAUGGAGAAACUGCUUACCCUACCCAAGGAGGAGUUUGAAAAAUAUCAUCGGGACAGGUCACACCUACUUAGCGAGUCCGCGCGUGAAGAUCCCGAGGCUUACCACUACACCACGCUGGGUGAUUUCUUGAUGCGGUCGCAACUUGACGCGCACAAUCCCAGGCUGCCGGGGACCGGGAUGUACGACCUCAAGACAAGGGCGGUGCUCUCGAUUCGCAUGGAUGCGACAAACAUCAAGACCGGCCUCGGGUACGAAAUUCGCCGGCGCUUCGGCGAGUUCGAGUCAUUCGAGCGCGAAUACCUCGACAUGAUCCGAUCAGCCUUCCUCAAAUACUCGAUGCAGGUGCGCAUGGGUCGCAUGGAUGGCAUCUUUGUCGCCUACCACAACACGCAGCGCAUCUUUGGCUUUCAGUACAUACCCCUCGAGGAGAUGGACUACACGAUCCACGGCACGACGGAUCGCAAGCUCGGCGACGACGAAUUCAAGCUCAGCGUGACGCUGUUGAACAAGGUCCUGGACAAGGCCACGGCGCGAUUCCCUGGCAAGUCUUUGCGUCUACACUUUGAGACGCGGCAGAGCGAAACCCCUUUCAUGUACAUCUUUGCCAAGCCCGUGUCCAAGGCGGAAAUCGACGAGGUUCAGGAAGCGAACAGAAUUGCCGUCGAGAAGUUUGAGAAGGAGAUGUUGGGCUUGGACCCGGUACCGGAGCCAGCGUCGGAAGAUGAGGACAGAGUCGCCCAGGACUUGGACCUUGUCAACGAGGAUGAGGAGGACGUCUCCUCUCUGGAGAGUCCCGCGGAGAUGGGCCAGGAGAUGUGGGCCGACAUGAUGGACCGCGUCGAAGAUGCCAUGGAGGACGACGCGCGAGGGAUCGCAACAGUCAGGGAGGCCAUCGAGCGUGCUCUGGAGGAGAGUGGGCUGUUGGCCAACCUCUCUCCCGAAAAUUCCAAGGUGCAGGUCGACGCGCUGUUGUCUGCAAUCACAAAUCCUGACCUCAGAGCUGCAGCGGAGAGUAUCCAGACUGUUGCCACCAUGGAGGAAGGCGUCAUCAGUCCAGAUGCCAGUGGGAUUGAGAGUGAGCCUGGCAUUCUUCCCGACAGCAAGAACACGGCUAUUAACUCCGCCGCAGUCAAGGAAACGGCUGGGUUUUCACUCAAAGACAUGGUCCUCGGACUGGCUGCUCGGGCGCAGACCUCAACCACCGCCGCGGAUCUUUCCGAACGGGAUUUAGAUAACUACGUGACACCGCGCGAAACUUUGCGGAUCAGGAAGUUCGAGAGGAUCCUGUCUGAAAUGCUUUCUGGCUCCCAGGAAGCAAGCGGCGAUAAUGACGCGCCCACCGAUAUCGAGGCUAAGAUGAAGCAGGCUGACAGUAUCAGCAACGCGAAGUCUUCACAGAGCAGCAAUGCGGACAGUGACGACAAGGACGGCGGAGAACUGCUCGGGAUGGUGCUGACGGCGCGUAACAUGUUGGGCAGUCAAAUGGUUGAGCGGGUAAAUGGCAGUCCGAGAAACUGGAGUCUCGCUUACUCUAUCGAGGAGAUGGAUAAGAAGAAUGCGGAAAAGAUAUAUCAGCAAGUGAAGGACCGACGCCGCGAGACGUUCGAGCCCACGCCGCCCUCGGAGGAUGAGCCGAACAUCCGCCAAAGGGAGUUUCUCGAGAAGCUGCGAAAAAUCUCGCAAAGCGGCAUGAGGUACCGGAAGGAGCAGAAUAAGCUGGACAGGAAGAAGCCUGUCUACGUCUUGGGCCAGAAGGAGGGCCUCGACUACCGUGAGGUCUUCGGCGAAACGCCCAGUGGCCAAGACAAGGACGGUGUUUACGGCGCGGGUGAGAAGACCGAGGAGGUUGAGCGAGAAGCAGAGGAGGACGAUAGCCGUGGCUUUGUGGAUCGGCCUUGA
Molecule: messenger RNA, 3546 nt
Organism: Pyricularia pennisetigena
Lineage: Eukaryota; Fungi; Ascomycota; Sordariomycetes; Magnaporthales; Pyriculariaceae
Exons: 1
Coding region: 1-3546 (1181 amino acids)
Biological process (GO): mitochondrial RNA 5'-end processing
Cellular component (GO): mitochondrial envelope; mitochondrion
Source: RefSeq, a predicted model, not a curated record